Molecule: messenger RNA, 1654 nt
Organism: Polyodon spathula (Mississippi paddlefish)
Lineage: Eukaryota; Metazoa; Chordata; Actinopteri; Acipenseriformes; Polyodontidae
Gene: slc25a24l
Product: solute carrier family 25 member 24, like
Exons: 11
Coding region: 117-1484 (455 amino acids)
Biological process (GO): transmembrane transport
Molecular function (GO): ATP transmembrane transporter activity; calcium ion binding
Source: RefSeq, a predicted model, not a curated record
AGCGCCGUCUGCUGUACAAUGAGGUUAAUAGCAGCUAAUUCAACUGGAUUGAUUUUAGGAGAUCAUGCUGCAGGACUGAAGGAGAAAAGACUGCAAAUGUUCGACAGUGUAAGAAAAUGACUCAGCGUCCUAACAAAGGUAUGGAUAAAUUCUACAAACUGUUCCAGAAGUUAGACAGCAACAAUGACGGUUAUAUCAGAGUGGAAGAGCUGCACAGUGAAAUGAAGAAAAUUGGAGUUGUGUCUGCUGAUGACAAGGCUCGGGGCAUCUUAAGGAUGUAUGACACGAAUGCCAGUGGGCGUUUAGAAUAUGAUGAGUUUCUUAGCUACAUGAUGGACACUGAAAAGAAAUGGAAAAUAAACUUCCAACUAAUAGACAAAAAUAAAAGUGGGUUUGUUGACCAGAACGAAGUCACAGAAUUGUUCAAGGAUUUAGGAGUGGAGAUAACAAAGAGACAUGCAGAAAAAAUAAUACAAAUGAUGGACAAGGAAGGUUCCAUGACUGUAGACUGGGAUGAAUUUCUUCAUCACAUCAUCCUGAAUCCAGUAGACAACAUAGAAGAACUGGUUUCUUCCUGGAAACGUAGCAUGGUAUUUGAUGUUGGUGAAAGUUUGACCAUGCCAACGCAAUUCACAGAGGAAGAGAUUAAUUCAGGUGCCUGGAAAAAGAUGCUUUUUGCUGGAGGAGUAGCAGAUUCAGUGUCCAGGACUAUCACUGCACCAAUAGAUCGCUUAAAAAUCCAACUUCAAGUGGAUAGUUCCAAAGGGGUCUUGCAUGGCUUAAAACAAAUAAGACCAGAUGGCUUAAAGUCUCUGUGGCAGGGGAAUACAGCGAGCAUUAUGAAAGGAAGCCCGCAGUCUGCUUUUCAGUAUUUAAUAUACAGCCAGAUAAAACUCUUUGGUCAUGUGACAGAAGAUGAUUUAAAUAUCCAUCAGAGGUUUGUCCUGGGCUGUGUCUCUGGAGCGGCAGCACAUGCAGUUUUCUAUCCCUUAGAGAUUUUAAAAGUCAGGCUGAACCUCCAGACAGCUAGUGUGUACACAGGCAUCAUUGGGUGUGCUAAGUCCAUGUACCAAAAGGAAUCAAUACAGGCCUUUUAUAGAGGGUUUAAACCCAGCAUCCUCUGUAUGAUACCAUAUGCUGGUAUAGAGUGUGCAGUCUACAAGACAAUGAUGAACUGGGCAAACACAGAUCCAACAAACACCAGCAUCACACAGCUGUUUACCUGUAGCUCUGUUGCAUUUGCUUGUGGCCAUGUGGCAAGCUACCCUUUAGCCACCAUCAGAACUAAGCAACAAGCUCAGGCUCUUCAAGAUACAGUGAAUACAUCAAGUGUUAUUGAAAUGUUUCAAAACAUCUACGUGAAAAAUGGAGUUAGAGGUCUAUACAGUGGAAUGGGAGCUAGCUUUGUGAGGGCAUUUCCAUGUGUCUAUUUAAACUAUCUCAUAACUUCUAAACUGGAAUUUUAUUUUUCUUUGAACACAUGACUGGUUUCGUUCAUCUUUUUUGAAAUUUCAAAAUUAUAAUACACAAAAUGAAUGAUGCAUGUAAUGUCAAGGAGACACUCCAUUUUAGCGCCUUGCAAAAGAACUAAACCUGAGCAACUGAAAAAUAAACCCUUAUUGUACAGAAUUUAGACAAUAUUUUGUAUAUUUAA